This is a messenger RNA of Capsicum annuum, 654 nucleotides long. RefSeq lists its product as uncharacterized. The record is from RefSeq and is a predicted model, not a curated record. NCBI's taxonomy places the organism in Eukaryota, Viridiplantae, Streptophyta, Magnoliopsida, Solanales, Solanaceae. The transcript has 2 exons. Gene Ontology annotation, biological process: telomere maintenance; DNA repair. Bases 1 to 654 code for a protein of 217 amino acids. Gene Ontology annotation, molecular function: DNA helicase activity.
AUGGCCAGCCGUCGGAUAAUUGAAACAGUUGAUAGAAGCUUCAGAGAUAUACUGGACAUUAAUGAACCGUUUGGUGGAAAAGUAAUGGUUUUCGGAAGAGAUUUUUGUCAAGUACUUCCAGUAAUUUCAAAAUCUACAAGGAUUGAAACGGUAAAUACAAGUUUGGUAAAAUCAUACUUAUGGAAUUAUAUGGAAAGGAUUAAGUUAACAAGAAAUAUGAGAGCAAGAGCAGAUCCAUCUUUCAGUGAAUUUCUACUGCAUAUAGGUAAUGGAGAUGAGCCUACAAUAAGAGAUAAUUUGGUACUUCUUCUAACAGAAAUGGUUAUUCAAAAUACGAGCAGUAGUACUGGUGAAAAUACAUUGGUAGAACAUAUAUUUCCAUCUAUGGGUAAAAAUGCAAGUUGUGCAAAAUACAUGACAGAACGGGCUAUUCCAGCAAACCAAAAUGAAUAUGUUGAUCAACUAAACGAAAUGUUAAUUUUCAGAUUUUUAGGUGAAAGUAGGACGUUUCUGAGUUUCGACUUUGCAGAAGAUGAUACUAAUAAUUAUUAUCAGGAAGAUUACUUAAAUAUUCUCACACCAAAUGGUCUCCCUCCACACAGAUUGUGCACUUUAGGAAGUCAUACGUGGUAUUUGGUUAUCACUUUGAUGUAA